AGCUGACAGGGGUGCCCAUCCAGCUGGACCAGAGAUAUCAGCCCGCGGGCCGCCAUCAUUGGCAGAUACCUAGACUGAAUCCCGGCAACAAGACAAUAGUUUCAACGCACUACAACCCUACAUUGAAGAUUAAGAACCAGAAAAGCCCACAUGAGGCUCAACAAAUACAUGGGUCUUGGGCGCCCUUAAAGUCUGGGCAGAAGCCACCGGGAGAGCAGGCUGGGCAAAUUCACUUUCCCCUGGUCACUAACCGCUGCUAACAAGUUCGACCAAACACCACAACAUGCCCUUCAAAAAGCUCCUCAGCACUUUUACACGCGAGCUGCAGGAUGCAGCGCAAAUGCUAGGCGGCUCCAGUAAUGGCGGCGGCGCCAGCCCCGGCUUCAGCAGCCUCUUCGGCCUCAACCUCAACUCCCUCUCCUCCCCCGCGAUCCCUCAAUCACCCACCCCCUGCCCACGCCAACAACCCCAAGCAAACCACCACGACUGGAUCGGCCUUCCUCACCCCCAAUUCGCAACCUUCAACGUCUGCCCAACCUGCUACCACAACCUGAUCCGUCCCACCCCCUACGCCAACAGCUUCGUCACCAAGGGCCCCCACACGGGGUAUCCGCCCAACACCCCCGUGCGAUGCGACAUGUCGCGGUAUUGGGUGCGUGUCGCCGGCAUGGUGCUGCUGACCAUGAACCAAAACGGGCGGCACGACAUUACCCUGCUGGCGCGGGUGGCUGCGACGCGCGCGCAGGACGGGGACUGUCCCAACUCCCAGCUGGCGGGAGAACAUCAGCCGCUUGCUGUUGCGCGGCGCCCGGCGUGGUACACGCUGCGCGAUCCCCACACCGGCGCGCAGCCGCUGCCCGGGUGGACGGUGUGCGCGUCGUGCGUGCUGAACGUGCAGGCGUGCUGCCCGGCCAUUGCAGCCGCGUUCGCGCCGCUGCCGGGUCAGGGGCUGCCGCCACCGGGCCAGCAGCAACAACAACAGCAGCAGCAGUGGGAGGGUAGCUGCGCGAUGGUGCCUUCGGAUUUGUACGACGAUGCGCGCACGGGGGCAAUGCUGCAGCAGAUCGGGGCGUGUGCGGUUACCGCGCAAAUGACUGGGCGCGUGGACAUGUCACAGCUGGUGAACUGGCUGCAGGCAAAUCCGCCUGCACCGAGGGGCGGGGGCGCCGGGUAUUCUUCCACACAUGCAGGAGGCCAGCCGCCGCAUGCUGGAGGCAACGGGCUUUGUCCGAGGGGGUAUCCGUCGACGAGCCUCCGGUGCCAUACGAUGCAGGGGAUCUUUGACCUGACCGUGUGCGAGCAGUGUUAUGCUGAGGUCGUCAAGCCGGACGCUGAGAAGGGGGUUGAGCUGGCUCGCCGCUUCGACCCGACUCCCGCCGUCAUGCCUUCGGGCUUUACGUGCCAGUUGUACUCCCCCAGGAUGCGCCAGGUUUGGAGCCACGCAGCGGCGGCUGGAGACCUGGCUCUUCUCCAGGCAAAGGUUAGCGAAAGACGAGCCAAGGAGCGGGAACUGCAAAUGAAGAGGACGCAGUUGCAACAGCAAGCCGCCCAGCUUCGAGAACAAGCCAAAUUGCAGGAGCAUCUGGCUGUCAAUGCCAUGCGCGUGUCGGCCAACGCGGCGAGCAACAAUAUAAUGAUCGCUGGUAUUGGAGGUGGGUAUCGAAUCGAUGCCAACACGAUUGCAGUUCCGAGCGGAGUGCCCGACUUUAGCCAGACCACGCAGUUGAACAACCAGGCGGCCAUGCUCAAGGUCCAGGCUGCCGGGGUGGAGGAUCAGAUCAGGAUGGCCGAGGAGGAAUGGAAGCGGUAUUGGGAAUGAAUGGAUGAUCGAGGCUUGUCGGAAAGGGCGUGAGACAUCCGAGUACCGACAAGUGGCGCUUUGUUGAGGAUUGUCCGCGGAGGCAAACCAGAGAAAGGUUAGGUGACAGCUCAAGAAGCCUUCUCUCUGUUGAGUGGAAGACUUGAUAUAUGUAGGGUAUGCCAUGGCCCUCAACCUCUAAUCAAUCCCUUU
Molecule: messenger RNA, 2011 nt
Organism: Canariomyces notabilis
Lineage: Eukaryota; Fungi; Ascomycota; Sordariomycetes; Sordariales; Chaetomiaceae
Exons: 3
Coding region: 284-1819 (511 amino acids)
Source: RefSeq, a predicted model, not a curated record